Pieris brassicae (large cabbage white) is the source of this 3092-nucleotide messenger RNA. It is a transcript of the gene Mkk4, whose product is annotated as dual specificity mitogen-activated protein kinase kinase 4. The record is from RefSeq and is a predicted model, not a curated record. Lineage: Eukaryota; Metazoa; Arthropoda; Insecta; Lepidoptera; Pieridae. The coding region runs from base 363 to 1592 and encodes 409 amino acids. The transcript is spliced from 8 exons. Gene Ontology annotation, molecular function: ATP binding; JUN kinase kinase activity. Gene Ontology annotation, biological process: MAPK cascade; protein phosphorylation.
UCAAGAUUCAAGACAUCGCACAUCGAUGUUUUGCCGUUUGCGUGUUUUUAAUAGUUUCGUGAAUUAUUAAAAUAUUCUUAAUUUAGAAUCUUGUAAUAUAAAUAUCUAUCUAUCCAUAAAUAUUAUUUUUGUUUAUGCAGUGCUUUUAUUCAUAUCAUAUUGCAAUCAUCCAAAACUGCCUGUUUCAAAACUCUCGUUAUCAAUGCAAGGAUUAAAAUGUUACACUACAAUUUAUUAUUAUUGAGACAGUAAUAUUGCAGGCACAUACGUAAUAUAAAUUAAUAUUCAGAUGGAGUGCGGUUGAAGCUUGCUUUUGGAAAGACAUAGGAUUUUUACGAGAAGGCUUGUUUUAUUGACUAAAAAUGUCGAAGAAUGGCGAAGUGUCGUCAAAUCAAGGACCUAGUAGGCCAUCAAUGCCGAAGCCUGAUUUGAAUUUAUUGCCAACUGAGAAACGUAAAAUACUAAAUUUGCAACUUGAAGGAGGACCAUCCAGUGAUAAUGCGGCUUUUAUGCCAUUUACUUCAACGGCGCCACAAAGAUCGCGAAUGCCAUCAAGAACAAUAAGGGAUGUGCUUCCAGAUAAUACCAGAGAUAGGUGCAGAAUAUAUCCAUCAAUGCAAUCAUCAGGCAAGUUGCAGCUAUCUGUAACUGAAGUAUAUGACUUCACCUCAGAUGAUUUACAGGAUCUCGGAGAAAUAGGCAGAGGUGCAUUUGGAGCAGUUAACAAAAUGGUUCACAGAAAGUCUGGCAAAGUGAUGGCAGUGAAAAGAAUUCGCUCAACUGUUGAUGAGAAGGAGCAGAAACAAUUAUUAAUGGAUCUGGAAGUUGUCAUGAAGAGUAAUGAAUGCCUUUAUAUUGUACAGUUUUAUGGAGCACUAUUUAAAGAAGGUGACUGCUGGAUAUGUAUGGAGUUAAUGGAUACAUCAUUAGACAAAUUCUACAAGUAUAUAUGUGAAAGGAUGCAAACUCGAAUGCCAGAGACAAUAUUGGCAAAAAUCACUCUUGCUACUGUAAAAGCAUUAAAUUAUUUAAAAGAAAAGUUAAAAAUUAUUCAUAGGGAUGUAAAACCAUCAAACAUUUUACUAGAUAGAAGAGGUAAUAUAAAACUAUGUGACUUUGGUAUAUCUGGGAAAUUGGUCGACUCAAUUGCGCGUACUCGCGAUGCUGGUUGCAGACCCUAUAUGGCGCCUGAAAGAAUAGACCCGGGGCGCGCUAGGGGCUACGAUGUGCGAUCUGAUGUCUGGUCAUUGGGUAUAACAUUAAUGGAGGUCGCAACUGGUGCCUUCCCUUACCCCCGCUGGGGAUCAGUAUUUGAACAACUUCAACAAGUGGUUCAAGGUGACCCCCCACGUCUCACCAAUAAGAAUAACAUCUUCUCAAAUAAUUUCAUCAAUUUUGUCAAUACUUGCCUAAUAAAGGAAGAAACUCAACGACCCAAAUAUAAUCGUUUGUUAGAGCAUCCAUUCAUAAAAGGUAUCGAACAGAGCCGUGCCGACGUUGCUGCAUAUGUUUGUGAAAUACUUGAUGCCAUGGAACGGAAUGGAGUUAGCCCAUUUACCACUGAUCAGCCAGCUCAGGCCUGGAUUGAUUAAUAAAUAUUCAAUAGAUUUUAUUUAAUUCCACGCGAAAAUUUUCGCCAAUAAAUAAAGUGGGUUUAAAUAAAACAAAAAUGUGUAGAAUGUUAGUUAUUUGAAUGUAAACAACAUGUCAUUUCUAUUAUUCAGGGAUACCAAAGCACGAGAAUGAAUAUUUAGUAUAAUGCUCUGUUACAAAUUACCUAAAAGAAUGAACUCAUUCUACAGAGCAUAUACUUGAUCAUUAGGUAAACAAGUACAGUAUAACAUGUAUAUCAAAUUUUAGUUGGAUAUAUGAGAGUAAACCUUUGCGAUUAGUCUCGACUUUGACCCUAAAAUGACUUGCAAAGUUCAAUACUGUUGUGAAAUACAUACAUAUAAUUAUGUAUGUUUUACUCUAAUGUGUUAAAUGUUGAAUAUAUAUAACUAUACCUUAACUUGCUUCUCAGUGGUGGCUUAAGAAUGCAGAUUUUUUAUAAAUCACUGAUCCAAAUUUAGACAUUUAUUAUAAGGUUCACAUUAAUAUUCAUAUUAUAAGUAUAAUAAGGUUAGCAUGCCUAACACUAAAUAGAAGCAGAGUUCAAAUUUCACUAUUUUAUACCAUUAUAAUUGUAGAUUGUAGUCACUGGAGUUGUAGAAAAUUUAUCAACAUUAAUGCAAAACACAGCACUUGCAAACUAUAUUUCAAAAUUAAUUUAUAUAUAAAAGAAUUGUAGUGUAAAUAUAAGAUUGUUUUAAGUGUUUGUUAUAAAUUAUGAGCAAACUGUUUGUGGAGUGUAAUGAAGAUUUCAAUUAAGGUAUAAAUUGAAUAUAAAAUUAAUUGUACAGACAUUUCAUACUUAAAAUUAUGCUAUGGAUGAUUUAUUAAAGGUUACACUUUUGUAAGCCUAUCAUUGAUAUGAAUGGAGUUGGUCAUUAGUACCUAAUCUGUGGCUUAGUGAUUAAUACAUAUGGUCUAUAACCCAGAGUUCCUAGGUUGAUUCUGGGAAAAACAGUUGUUUGGGUUUGCAACAGAGAGCAACAUCCAUAAAAUAAUAUUGAUAUUUAUGAAAGUAGAUUCCAAAAUAAGCUAUACCAUAUAAAUUUCAGUAAUUUUCAGUUAAGUCAUCUUUCACUAAUUUAAUAAACACAUGAUUUUUUCUUAGAACACAAUGAUAUUGUUUCAUAUCAAUUUUGAGUAAAGUAAUUAACUAGAAAUUAGGAAUAAAAUAUGCAUUAACUAGUUAUGUUCAUUCAAUAACGUAAACAAAAGCAAGUAUACGUUUUUUCAGAACCAUAUAUUAUAAUUUAUAUAUUUGCUUAUACUUUGUGUAGUAACCUAGAGAUUUUGAGCUUUUGCAGAGGCAGAACAAUAUCCAAAUUCUGUAUUUUUUUUAUAUUUUAGUAACUAUGCCAGCAAUCAAUCUCAAAUAUUUACCUACUUAAAAAUAUUAGAAUUCUAAAAAACAAACUGAUGAAAAUGUGAAUAUUGUAUUGUUUUAAUACACUGUGAAAUAUUUAAUUAAGAAUAGAAUGAAU